This is a messenger RNA of Perkinsus marinus ATCC 50983, 1815 nucleotides long. RefSeq lists its product as hypothetical. Gene Ontology annotation, molecular function: protein-folding chaperone binding. The coding region runs from base 1 to 1815 and encodes 604 amino acids. Gene Ontology annotation, biological process: protein import into mitochondrial matrix. NCBI's taxonomy places the organism in Eukaryota, Perkinsozoa, Perkinsida, Perkinsidae. The record is from RefSeq and is a predicted model, not a curated record. Gene Ontology annotation, cellular component: mitochondrial inner membrane. The transcript is spliced from 18 exons.
AUGUCUUGUCAAAAUGGCUUUAUGCAAGGGCUCGGUCGCGGCAUCGACCGACCCGUGAUCACAGACUGCACUGCUGCUCCCGUUGGUAACCUUAUGGCGGCAGUAUCGGUUCAAAGCGAUACGGCACUGCUCGAUAGCGACCAAGCAUCGCAUGCUGCCGCGACCGUCCAUACCCUAGAGGAUCAGGUUUCAGCAGUGGACGUUUCCUUUUCGUGCCCUACUAGAUCGGACUCAGUGGUGGCGGCGGUGGUGGAGAGAGCCAUCGCACUGCAGAAGGACCCCUCCAAUGACGCCAAGCUGAUAGUGGUAACCACCCUUGCAGUUGGUCAUGAGGCUCUCCUUGGUGAGCACCACCUCGCUCAGGCAUUCUCAGAUGAUGGUACAUCAGCGGCGAUGCUGUCGAGGAUGAGGCCGUACUGCAAGGUGAUUCGACGUAUAGAGAGAAUCCCUGCACUCCCCCUUGGUCAGAUUCUGGCCAUGUCUGCUUCUGAGGCGGUAGUAAACUUUUUCACUACUCUGUGGGGCGUGGAGCCCUUACAGACCUCCAGUUACCAGUCCGCAGAAGCCGUGAUUCAGAACGUGAAGGACUUCUGCAAGGAGACAGGGCUUGCCGCUUCGGGCACGAAGCUCGUGGUUGUUCGCCCGAUCCCGUCCACGGCGACUCUGGAUGAUAUCGACGACUUGGAUGCCUUUGUUGAUUUGGUGGAGGUUAUGGAGCAAGUACGGCGAGAGGCUGAGAAUGAUCCCAAGCUGAAGAAGGCGUUUGAGGAGGUGGAGAAGACGGCCUCGAAGGUAACGGAGACGAACGAGCAGCUGCGGGCUCGGGCGGAGGCACAGGAGGCGAAGUUGGCGGCGAUGCGGGAGAAGAUGCAGAGCGCGAAGGACCGGACGAAGAGCCUUUAUGAGGAAUUAAGAAGACAUAUGCCGGAGACAGGAGGGACGGCAGCUGAGGCGGGGCAGACAACCAAGCGUACGCCCGAGUGGAUGAAACCGGUGUUGGAUCAGCUGCACGUUGUGAGCGCCAAGGCUCGGGAGGCUACGUCGGGGCUGGUGGACAAGGCGAGUGGGUUCACGAAGAUGAUGGAUAAGGAGAGCUCCGAGGGCGUGCAGGAACGGCUGAAGCAAUUCCAGAGGGCUCAGGCGGCCAUGCGUGAUUUGGAGAAAGAGCAGAAAAUACGAGAAAAGGUGGCUGAAGAUCCCGCGGCGGAACCGUUGCCGGAGAAUCCGCACGGCUCAGCGUUGGUGGUUUCGGAGAGGGCUCGCUCGACUUGGGAACGUUUUGGGUUUACCUCCAGUGAGGAUUCGAGGUUUCUCGGAGGGUUCUUCCAGAACCCUAUGGUCGAUCGGAUAUUUGGCGAGACGGAGAUUGCCCAGUCGAUACGGGAGAUGAAGGAGGUCGAUCCCAACUUCCGCUUGUCGCAGAUGGCCGAGGACAUCGAGCAUGUCGUGGCUCCCAGGAUCAUCCGAUGGUAUCUCGAGGGUGAUGUGGAGCGACUCGAAGCCCACUGUGGGGAGGCGGCCUUUGCCGCUGUGAACGCUUCCGUGAAGGCACGGCAUACGCAGAAGCUGACGUUGGAUACGAACAUUUUACAGCCACCCAUGGAUGUGGAGUUGAAGGGGGCGAAGACGGCCUCAGAGGUCGACUCGCCGUGUUUCAUUUUUACCUUUUCAACGCAGCAAAUCAACUGUCUUCGAAAUGAGUUCGGGGAGGUGGUGGAGGGAGCAGUUGAUGACAUCAGACGUGUAUUUUAUGCUAUGGCGAUUCAGAAGCAUCCGGAGCCCGAGUCGGGGGGAUGUGAGUGGAGCCUCGCUUGA